This is a messenger RNA of Seminavis robusta, 3022 nucleotides long. The record is from the annotation of a GenBank genome assembly. NCBI's taxonomy places the organism in Eukaryota, Bacillariophyta, Bacillariophyceae, Naviculales, Naviculaceae.
GAAUUGCGUCUCAAAUUGAAGAACACGGUGGAACCGAUUCCGGUGGGAUUGGCUAGUUGGCUAUGCAGCAUUUGUGAUUAUUUCGAACCCUAACCUGAAUCUGAGCAGUUUUUGGAAUCCCAACAUUGCUUUGGGACUCGGAAUCAUUCGAGACGGUUUCUAAGCUUGAAAGAGGUGCAGAAAUAAUGCAGCAGAAGCUCCAUCCCCCAAUUCACACACCACACAUGCUCUCCUUCCCCUUGAAAGAGGAAUACGUUGGUUCUGAAAAGGUUGAUGGUGGUGCACUUGUAUCUUGUUCUUGGCAUCUUUGCUCUCACCCCCCAUUUUGAUUGCACCUCUUCUUCCGAAGUGACCUUGAAACUUACGAGGCUCGAUCUUGCCAAAUGGUGCGCCACCUCUCGCUUUUAUUGCCUUCCUCUCCCGUUCCUUCUGCUCGCUUCUUCCGUCUGAGCAUGCGCCUGCUAUUAAAUGACGUGUACUCAGCUGUUCGUUGCCAGUGUCCGAAUUAUUAAUAGGAACGACAAGUUGGUCUGUGCCAAAGUCGAAGUGAAAGAUUAAAGCCUAAACACCGAGUAAACAACAGCACAGCCGCAUAGUCAAAAGUAGUCCAAUAGAUUGACGAACCAUUGAAACUCCCAUGGCAACAGUAGCCAUUUCACCUUUGUUUUUCCGUAAACCACUCCUGUUGUAGCGCUAAUUAUUUUCUUUACUGUACACAACCAUUGAAAUUGAAAGUGGAGUGGGCAGGCAGUUCGCAUUCAUCAUUAGCUCAUCAUUACAUGUAUUUCAGUAGCAGAAGAACGCGCUGACCGGCUAAGCCACGUCUUCCCUCAACUCUACACUCUCCAAGCAAAUCUCCAAAGCGCAAAAGCAAAGCUGCCAGUCUUCAUCACGAACUGGCUAGAAUCAAUCAGGCGACAGAGUUCACUUGACUUGGCAAAGGUUCACAGAGCUUGCCACGCAUUCAUCCCUGAUAGAAGCAAUACCGAAGAGAGCGAGUACUGGUACUCAGAGUAGUGAACAAAACCAAAAGCCAAGCCAAAAAGGAAAAUCGCGUCUGUAUUACCAUAGUAACAACAAUACUCAGCGGCAGGAAAGCAGACAAGGCUUUCUGGAGCUAUCAAUCAACAGCAACAGGUCAACCAAACCAGAGAGAGCUCCGUGCAGUUUCGGUGCUCUUUGGAAGAUCAAAGCGAAGCCACCUAGCUAGAGCAAGCUAGCUAGUGGUUGCCACAACAAUUUCUUUCUACCAAGACGAUUUGUUAGUUAGUUCAACUCUCAAAAAGUCAGGAGCAUCAGCGUCAACAAACAACCCAUAAUAGCCAUCAUGACCACCGCGGCCAUGCCCUCGAGUUCCCCCUACUACGCUCGAACCGUCAGUCAUGAGAGUGUGAGCAGUCUGGUCCACGACGAGCAACCGAGUGUGAGCAGUGUGAGCACUCGUACGUUGGCCGAUUUGCCCUUUACGGCCGAUCUACCACUCUAUCGACGCAAAGACUUGGAGAUUGGAGAAUUGUUGGGCCGAGGACGUUUCUCGCAAGUUCAUGCCAUUGAUCGGAUCCGUCAUCGCACUCCUGGUGACAACGAGUACGCAUACACGGAACACCGCUACGUGAUGAAACACAUUCAAAACAAACUCUUUGCCAGUCGCCAUCAUCGCAAGUUUGCCAAGGACUUGACGUCGGCCAUUGCCGAUUUGGUCACCGAAGCCAUGUACUUGACCAAAUUGCGUCAUCCUCAUAUUGUACAACUGCGAGGACUCACAUUGGGUGGGACGUCCGUCCUCAAACGCAAGGGAGCCGUUGGUGGGGAUUACUUUUUACUGCUCGAUAGUAUGGAGGAAACACUCGAUCAGCGCAUUCAGUUGACUUGGAAGAAACUGUACGCCACGGGAAGAAAAAGUAGUAGUAACAGCAGCAGUGAACAACAGCAACAACAACCACGGCAGCCCCUGUCGCUCCUUCUGGCCAAAACACGGUACGCUUGGCAAAUGGCAGACGCCAUCAAGUACUUGCACGAUCAUCAAAUCCUAUAUCGAGAUUUAAAGCCCGAGAAUGUUGGGUUCAUUCUGGAUUCUUCGGCUCCACAUGAUGACAACGACGGUGACGGUGACGACAAGAAGCAAUACAAGUUGCAACUCUUUGACUUUGGUUUGGCACGGGAACUCGACGAACCAGCAUCGAACGAAUCCAAACUCUACUCGCUGUCCGCUAGUGGCACACGUCGUUAUAUGGCACCGGAAACAUUCAAUCCACCCGGAAAGUACAAUUACAAAGCAGACGUCUACUCCUGGGCCAUGGUGCUCUACGAAAUGUUGAGUCAUAUAAAACCAUUCGCCCUCUUUACGUGUCAGUUGCACGAAGAACUCGUCUGUCGACUCGGUGGACGACCGCGCAUAAAGGAGAUUCAAUGGCCGGCGGAAUGUCAGACGGACGAAUCGGCACGAUUGCUAGCACGGGAAUUGGAAACGUUGUUGCAUCAAGCAUGGAAUCAAAACUUGCAACAACGAUUGAGCAUGGCGGCGGUGUGUGAUCGAGUGCAAGAGAUUCUGCAACAUCAAGGACAAGCAGCGCAACAACGAGUGGAAAUUGAAGAAGACUACGACCAACAACGACUCUCCGCCAAAUUGAAAUCCUUGUCCAACAACAACAACUCUUCUGCCAACUUGGAAGAUUCGGCCGCCAUGAUUAUUUUUCAAAAGAAGACGUCCACUUCGGAACUGACCAUUGCCACCGAAUCAAUGGCCAGUGACUCGGAACUCGACGAAGAUCAUCCGAGAGGUCGAUGGAGCCAUUCCAGUGCUCGAAGUAGCAUUAGUAGCAAAGGGACGCUCUUUGUGCGAGAAUGAAUGAAAAAGGAUGGAUUGUGGAUCAGAAGGAAAAUGAAGGGCUUUGGCAGGAGAGUAGGAUACCAGCACGCCUCCGUCACAAAAUGAAAUGAAUAACGUCAAGGUGGGGUGACGCAAAACUUGCCGUACCGACAUGUACAUAAACAGGGUAACAAUGAUAGAAUUGACAUUUGG